Molecule: messenger RNA, 2373 nt
Organism: Naegleria gruberi
Lineage: Eukaryota; Heterolobosea; Eutetramitea; Acrasida; Naegleriidae
Exons: 2
Coding region: 1-2373 (790 amino acids)
Biological process (GO): intracellular signal transduction; cyclic nucleotide biosynthetic process
Source: RefSeq, a predicted model, not a curated record
AUGGGAACGAAUAGAGUUGUGCCUAAUAAUCAUCAUCAUAAUGAAGAACCAGCACUUCAAUCUAAAAUGUCUUCAAAACCAAAUCAACAACAACAAGAAACAGAGAGUUUUGAUAUAAAGAAGAGAGAUGAUUUGGAUUCAGUGGAUGGAUCCAUCAGUGAACCCUUAGUAGCAAAAAAGCGAAAUCCAAUAUUGGGUUGCUUACUUUCAAUCCGUUUGUUCUUAAUUCUGGUCAUUACAGGUCUGAUUCUGUUAACUGUCUUUUCAAUUUGGAUAACUGCUUUUGAAAUGAAUCAAGUUGCUUCAAUUGAUAACUCGAAAACUACAAUGAAAAUCAUGUAUGAAAAAGUGUCGAAUUUCCUCAUGUCUCAAUUAUUGCCUGCAAAGAGUAUGGCAGAUACAGUUGCUCAAGAUUAUCACAUGUUUACGAUAACACCUGGUUUCUUAGCAAUGAAGAAUUAUCUAUUCACGAAAAUGAUUAACUUUCCAAUAACAGGUGCCAAUUUAUGUUUUGGAGAAAAUAAUAUGAGUGUCAUUCAUGCUUACAAUUUGAAUCAGUUUCCAACUGAGCAGUUAUUCUUUGCUUGGCAAGAUACAGCUGCAAACAGAUUUUGCAUGUACAGCGUUAAUCACACAGAUGCAAACAUAAUGACCAUUGCAAGGAAUAUUACCUAUGUGGUCGCUAAAACAGAUUGGUAUAUGGCUUCUGUGGAAAUGCUCAAAACUAAUCCAAAUGGUGGUUAUGGUCCCGUCUAUAAAGUGUUGAAUGGUGGAUUGGCCAUGUAUUGGAGUUCGCCCGUAUAUGAUAGAGAAUUACUGAAAGCAAAUAUCAAGCAAAGAGUUGGUAUUGUAAAGAUCAACUUGAAUUUGCUCAAGAUUUCACAGUACCUUCUUUCAACCAAGUUGCUUAAUACUGGUUUCCUGGUGGUUACUGAACUGGGUCCUGAUGCCUACGUCAUGGGUGCUUCUUUCUCAAUUAAAAAUCUGGAUUCUGAGAGAAUUCCAGUUAGAAAUGUUCAAGAAAGAGGUAUUGGAAGCUUGAUGAAAGCAUUCUUGGAUAUGAAAGUAGAAGAAGGAAAUGUUGUUACAGUUGACAAGUAUUUGGUUUCUUCGUAUCAAUUCUCAUAUGCAAAUAUUGUUUGGCAAAUUACAAUGUUUGUAGAAGAAACAGAAGUUAAGGCAAGUGCCAUUCUUAGUAGUUACGUUAUUCUUGGUGUUACAUUAUUCUUUGCCAUUUUUGGUGUUGUUUUAAGUAUCGUUAUUGGUACAGUCGUUACAAAACCAUUUAAGAAUCUUGAAAGUGAUUUCCAGAAAAUUGAAAUCAUGGACCUUAUGAGCAUUGAGCAGCAUAGAUCAUUAUUUACUGAAGUUAGCAAUAUUUAUGGAAGUUUAACAGAAACUGUUGGUCAAUUGAAAGAAUUUAGAGCGUUCCUUCCAGAAUCAGUUUUGAACCAAUUCGAAUAUUUGAAGAAUGAUAACAAUAAUCUUGCAAAUAAGGAUUCUUCUAAGAAUGCUGGGAAUCCAAACGAAUUGAGUAAUGGAUUCAGUUUUAGAGAAGGAGAUGCAAAGCCAUCGUUUACAACCAUGUCUGAAAAUGGACAUAACGGAAGUGGCCACUCAAAGUUUUCUGAACACAGAGGAAAGGCAAAUUCAAGCAUGUUCAAAUUAGGACUUUCUUACAAGGAUUUGUGUAUUGUUUAUGUGAAAAUUCCAGGAUUAGAUGAUAGGCACUAUUCAAAUUAUCAUGAAUUGUCUCAUGUUGUUUGUAGAUUGAUUUCAGGAGUAUCGUCUAUUUGUAAAUCCAUGAAAGCAGAUUUAGAAAUCAAGUCCCAUGAUGAAUUUAUGAUUAAGAUUGAUAGAUUUAGUUCUUCUUGUGCUGAUAUUGCCCUCAAGAUUAGUACUGCUUUAACCUCAAAUAAUGAAACUUUCAAGAGGGAUGGUCAACCUUCUAUUAAGGUUCAUAUUGGUGUUGCUUCUGGUAACAUGUUGAGUGGUAAUGUUGGUAACAAGACACUUAGAUACAGUGCCCAUAUUGGUUCAGUUAUAGAUAGAGCCAUUCAUUUGUGUAAUUUGAAUGCAUUUAUUGGAACCAGUGUUCUUAUUGAUGAAGAAACUCAUUAUUUGUGUGGUGCUCAAUUUGUUGACAGACCUGUUGACAGAUAUGCCAACCCAAAGAAUGGAGAAAAGAAUGUAGAGAAUGUUUAUGAAUUAUUGAGAAAUAGUAGUGUUGAAAACGAUGAAUGGAUGUAUGAAUUGCAGCAAAAGAAGGAGAAUGAAAAUUGCCUAUUUUGCAGAGAUGAGAAACCACAAUCCAAGAGACCUGGUACUGCCAAAGUUGGAAAGAUUUAUAAGAACAGCUAUGGAAGACUCUGA